AUGAACGUACAGCUGUCCACCAGUCGGCUUCGCACUGCCCCGGGAAUGGGAGAUCAUACCGGCUGCUUUGUCUGUGGGAAACAUGGUCAUUGGUCGAAAGACUGUCCAGUCGAUCGGAACGGUAGCCACAGCGAUGACGCAAGAGGUCGCAGUGGGCGGGGCCCCCCACGUGCUCCCCCAGGUUAUGGCAGGGCCGGCUACGGGAUGGCCUCACCUCCAGCAGCGGAUUACAUGAGUAGCUCUCUGUAUAGCCGAGCUAGUUACGUUGGCGGGCUGCCGCCUCCCCCUCGUAGGCUCAGCGGCUACAGCCCCGAGCUGGGAGAUAGGUACGCCAGCAGAGCAGUAGGCUCGUAUGCUGACAGGCCAUCACCUUAUGACCGUGAGCGUCUCUACAGCAGUGUUGACUAUUAUGAAAAGUACAGAGCUCGCCCUUAUGGCGCAAGCUAUUUCGAGGACCGCCGCCUGUCCUAUCUCCCCCCUCCUCCACCUCCUCCUCCUCCCCCUUCCUCACUCUCAAAGCUCUCAUCCAGUAUAGAUCCAUACGACCGUCGGCCUCUGGCUCCACCGUCAGCUGUUGCCGCCGCCGCCGCCGCAUACUACGCUCGAGAGCGCAGCCCAGUCCGACGAGCAGCGGUCUCCUCAGCAGGGUACACCUACGAGCGAACACGGCUGUCUCCGGUAUCCGCCGCCAGGAGCUCCUACGCUGUUUCACGGCCCAAGGAUCAUUACGCACAACGCUAUGCACCUUAUUAAAGCCGUGGUGCCAAGGUGAGCAACAAAUCCCACAAAGAUGACAGCUGACGUGGAAUGUUUUUGUUCUUUUGGCACCCGGAUAUUAAAAUCCACUGAGACUGAACUACGGAGCUUUGUUCGGGAUGCAAGUUUGGUAACUUGCAUCUCCAAAGUUGUAAGUGUAACAAGUACAUGUACAAAUCAAAUCUCCAGGCAUGGAUUGAUUCUGAAAGUCUGAAAUAAAUUUACAAGUACAUAACAUUUGUCCCACGUUUUACAUGCCUGCUCAGGAACCAAUCAGAUAGCCAAGAUCAACACAACCAUCAUGGCUCCCUAAAGGUGAGUCGCUUUCUGGAUUAAUGAAACAUUUAAGGGCCUUUAGCAGAAUUAGCUGGUAGUACAGAUGUGUUUUUCAUCUCCA
Melanotaenia boesemani (Boeseman's rainbowfish) is the source of this 1153-nucleotide messenger RNA. RefSeq names its product RNA-binding protein 4.1-like. Lineage: Eukaryota; Metazoa; Chordata; Actinopteri; Atheriniformes; Melanotaeniidae. Gene Ontology annotation, molecular function: zinc ion binding; nucleic acid binding. The record is from RefSeq and is a predicted model, not a curated record. Bases 1 to 753 code for a protein of 250 amino acids. The transcript has a single exon.